AUGAAAAACCCACUUGCCACUGGAAGUACACCAUUUCGAGACGAGACGACAGCGACAGCCAGCAAUGACCAAGGGCAGUACAAUUGUCGGAUAUGCGGAAAGAAAUUCGCUCUACAACGCCUUUUGAAUCGUCACACCAAAUGCCAUUCCGAUCUGAAACGAUAUCUAUGCACAUUCUGUGGAAAGGGAUUCAAUGACACGUUUGAUUUGAAACGACACACGCGAACACACACAGGUGUACGCCCGUACAAAUGUGAACAAUGCGACAAAUCGUUUACGCAGCGCUGUUCACUCGAAUCCCACCUACGGAAAGUUCACGGAGUCCUGCACAAUUAUGGCUAUAAGGAGCGAAGGAAUAAGGUAUUUGUUUGUGAAGAGUGUGGUUUCACGUCCGAACUAUUCGAUGUCUACGUUUCGCAUCUGAAAAUGUUGCAUCCGUUUUCAGCCGCUCUUCUGCGCCUUUCAGCACCGUCUAAGAAACUACCAGUAAGUCACCCUUAUCGGCAGCAGUUGCUCAUGAUUUCGCUUAGAGUUGAAGUUCGGGCGGGGGAGGAAAUUGGGGAGGGGGAGGAGCUGUUCUCUGUCUGUGGUUUGCGAACUAACAUAAGAUUCAUUCCACAUUUAUUCAUUUACCGUGUUAUAUUACUGUCCACAUUGUCAUAUUUAUACGGGCCGACAGAGUUGGUGAAGGGGCACGACUAG
Cooperia oncophora is the source of this 702-nucleotide messenger RNA. NCBI's taxonomy places the organism in Eukaryota, Metazoa, Nematoda, Chromadorea, Rhabditida, Trichostrongylidae. The record is from the annotation of a GenBank genome assembly.